CUUCUUUUUUCCCACUGAAACUCACUGCAGCUGCAGGGUGUCCUCUGCAAUGGAGCAACAGCCGUCCAAUUCUUCAAAAAUGGAAACGUUUCGCCUUUUUGAUGGCAAUCCCCAACCUGGGUUUGGCUUAAAUUUUCUUGAAUCUCCGGAAAAACCCUUUCCCGCUCUACCUCCUUGCGUUGAAAUCCUCCCCUCUCAGGUAUCAUCAAAUGUGAAGUAUACGGUGGAAAGUGUAGAUAUUGAUGGGAUUACACUGAUUAAGGGAAGGGUGAACACUAAGGAGGUUUUCGCCUUUUCUAAUUUGGAUUUAGUGCCAGGGAAAUAUGAAGGAGGGUUGAAAUUAUGGGAAGGUUCGGUGGAUUUAGUGAAAACUCUUCAAUCAGAGAUGCAAGAUGGGAAGUUGUCACUUGCUGGAAAGCGAGUUUUAGAGCUUGGAUGUGGCCAUGGGCUUCCUGGAAUUUUUGCAUGCCUUAUGGGAUCUAGCUCUGUUCACUUCCAGGAUUUUAAUGCUGAGGUCCUGCAAAGUCUCACCAUUCCUAAUGUAAAUGCUAACAUUCAACAGAAGCCAAAGUCCAUAGGUACAGAUAUGACAGAAUGUAACACUAAGACAGAAACUCGUUUCUUUGCGGGUGACUGGAGUGAAGUCCAAAAUAUUCUUCCUUAUGUACGUGGUGAUGACUGUGGAAUCAACUCUGAUCAAGAAGUGGGUAAUGGAGGUGGUUAUGAUGUUAUUCUCAUGGCAGAGACAGUUUAUGCAAUCUACGCUCUUCCUACGCUCUAUCAACUUCUUAAGAAGUGCCUAACUAGUCCUCAUGGAGUUGUGUACAUGGCAGCAAAGAAGCAUUAUUUUGGAGUUGGAGGAGGAUCAAGGAGGUUUCUCUCUAUUGUUGAGAAAGAUGGUGUUUUGGCAUCGACAAUGGUUGCUGAGAUUGCAGACGGGUCCUCUAAUCUUCGAGAAGUGUGGAAAUUUCAUUUUAGGUGAAUUACUGGUUAUACGUGAAGGAAGCUAAUGAUUUUGUUGUCUAAUUGUUUACAGCAACUAGAAAGUUUGAUAUUAAAGCUAAAGUGUCUGCUCAAAUGAUUGCAAGAUGUCUUUUAUCAUCAGAACCUUUACUCUUCAUCUGUGAAGUGCUCUUUGUGGGCAUCUUUUACGUCAAAAUUCACAUUUCUAUUUGAGAGAAUUCUAAUUGAGGCUCAAAUGCAUUUCAUUUUGAUCUUGCCGGUCUACUUAUGUA
Messenger RNA from Coffea arabica (coffee), 1235 nucleotides. RefSeq lists its product as uncharacterized. Lineage: Eukaryota; Viridiplantae; Streptophyta; Magnoliopsida; Gentianales; Rubiaceae. The record is from RefSeq and is a predicted model, not a curated record.